Trematosphaeria pertusa is the source of this 1503-nucleotide messenger RNA. Its product is annotated as ornithine aminotransferase. Gene Ontology annotation, molecular function: identical protein binding; pyridoxal phosphate binding; L-ornithine transaminase activity. Gene Ontology annotation, cellular component: cytoplasm. Lineage: Eukaryota; Fungi; Ascomycota; Dothideomycetes; Pleosporales; Trematosphaeriaceae. The coding region runs from base 1 to 1503 and encodes 500 amino acids. The transcript has 3 exons. The record is from RefSeq and is a predicted model, not a curated record.
AUGGCUCCCGGCGCAGUUCAGAACGGCAGCGCAGCCGUAGGUAGCAAUGGAACUACCUUGAAGCCAACGGCGCGCGCAUUCCACCCCACAGGCACUCCGGACCCUGCGAAGUAUCAUGCUUCGUCUUCUGAGGAAGCCAUAACGGCGGAGGCCAAGUUUGCUGCUCACAACUAUCAUCCGCUGCCAAUUGUCUUCUCGCGAGCAAGUGGCUGCUCUGUCUGGGACCCCGAAGGCAAGCACUACCUCGACUUCCUCUCCGCAUACAGCGCCGUGAACCAGGGCCAUUGCCACCCAGAGCUGGUGAAGGCGUUGACCGAGCAGGCCUCGAGGUUGACGCUGAGCAGCCGGGCGUUCUACAAUGAUGUCUUCCCACGCUUCGCCGAAUUCGCUACCAAGAUGUUCGGCUUCGAUAUGCUGCUGCCGAUGAACACUGGCGCAGAAGCGGUUGAGACCGCUGUGAAGAUUGCGCGGAAGUGGGGCUACAAAGUAAAGGGGAUACCGCACGAUGAGGCAUUGGUGUUCUCAGUGCAGGAGAACUUCCACGGACGGACGUUCGCCGCGAUCACUAUGUCGACCGACCCCGAAUCACGAGACAACUAUGGCCCAUACCUUCCCAAUAUCGGCAGCUUCAACCCUUCGACUGGAAAGCCAAUCAGAUAUAACAACGUGGACGAUGUGCGCGAAGUUCUUGAAAGCUAUGGAAAGACCACCGCUGCUUUCCUUGUCGAGCCUAUCCAGGGUGAGGCAGGUAUCGUGGUGCCAGACGACAGCUACCUGCGGGAGGCUAAGGCACUUUGCGUGAAGCACAAUGUGCUACUGAUUUGCGACGAAAUCCAAACCGGCAUCGCGCGGACAGGCAAACUACUAUGCCACGAAUGGAGCGGAAUCAAGCCAGACCUUGUUCUGCUCGGAAAAGCCAUCUCAGGCGGCAUGUAUCCUGUGUCGUGUGUUUUGGGCUCGAAAGAGGUCAUGCUCACAAUCGAGCCCGGCACACACGGUUCGACGUACGGGGGCAACCCUCUGGGAUCUGCUGUCGCCAUCCGAGCACUCGAAAUCAUCCAGGAAGAGAACUUGGUCGAGCGUGCCGAGACGCUGGGCAACAAGUUCCGCGACGGUCUGAAGGCGAUUAACAACCCCAUGAUCAAGCUCAUCCGUGGAAAGGGUCUGCUGAACGCUAUCGUAAUUGAUGAGACCAAGACGAGCGGCCACAGCGCUUGGGAUCUGUGUAUGCUCUUCAAAGAGAAGGGCCUACUGGUAGGAAGAGCCCUCAAGAUUGCACAUGUCACGAAUAUACAGAGUACUGAUGCUGAAGGACAGGCCAAGCCGACUCACCAGAACAUUAUCCGUCUAGCCCCGCCGCUUGUCAUUACCGAGCAAGAAAUCGAUAGCGCCCUCGCUAUCAUCAAGGAUGCCAUGGAGGAGCUACCGAACCUCAAGGGCGAGAAAGAGAAGGAAAUACUUCCUCCGGGCGAGAGAAAUGUUCACAUCGGCAUCGAGAAUUAG